This is a messenger RNA of Leptomonas pyrrhocoris, 1493 nucleotides long. Its product is annotated as peroxin 13 putative (PEX13). The record is from RefSeq and is a predicted model, not a curated record. The coding region runs from base 189 to 1493 and encodes 434 amino acids. Gene Ontology annotation, molecular function: protein binding. NCBI's taxonomy places the organism in Eukaryota, Euglenozoa, Kinetoplastea, Trypanosomatida, Trypanosomatidae. The transcript has a single exon.
GAUCUAAUCGCCCCCACGCAGAGAAGCACGGUGAUCUUAUUAUUAAUAUAAGUAUAUAUAUAUUUGAAGUUCCCUUUUUUAGAGCUAUUUCUCCUGUUUUGCUGUAUCUUGGCGUGACUGGCACAAUCUACUGGAGGAAAAGCUUUUUGACGCCUUUAACUUUGUCGCUUCCUUCGAAGGUUGCAACCAUGUAUGGAGGAAUGUACGGUGGAGGCCUCGGUAUGGGCGGCAUGGGGGGCAUGGGUGGCAUGUACGGAGGCGGUUUAGGGAUGGGCGGCUUGGGCAGCGGCAUGUACGGUGGUGGUUAUGGGAUGGGCAGCAGUAUGUACGGCGGCGGCCUCGGCAUGGGAGGUGGCAUGUACGGCGGGUCUGGGCUUACCGGUGGUUCGUCUUACGGGAUGAAUGGCGGACUGAGCGGCUUUGGCCGCAACAACCAACUCGGCUCGAGCAACGGCAUGGGCAUGGGCAACGGACUCAACAACGACGGCAUGCAGGGCAACGGCAUGCAAUCCCCCCUCAAUCUCCCACCUACGGACCAGUCGAACCAGCUAGCGUCCCCCAUCAACCAAAACUCGUCACCGCUGCCCCCUCUGAACGAGUCGCCAGAGGAGCGCAGUCGCCGUAUCCAGGCGGAGCACAAGAAGGAGCGACAGCUGAUACGGCAGCAGCGUGAGCAGCACCGCCAGGCCCGUCUGCAGGCACGCAUGGAAAUCGCGGGCCACUUCACCAACAUUCUCGUGCAGGGUCUCCGCUCCGCCAUGGAGCUCUUCGGUGUGUGCUUUGGCACGUACUAUAGCAUGAAGGCCGUGCGGGCGUUCUCGAGCGUGCAGCCGAACAUGGGCAUGAUGCCGAACCAGCGCUUUGCCGGCAACCUCGCCCAGCAACAGCAGCAGGCAGCCGCAACGGCGGCAGCGACGAAGACACAACAGGCCGCCGCCAACGCGGGCACCGCCGGCCCCAGCAGGUGGCGGACGUGGCUGCUGUGCAUCGCCCUCUUCAUCCUGGGCGAGGUGGCAUACAGCAUCGCGACACGCCAGCGCGCCAAGCCGCCGCAGCGCCGUCGCCGCAUCACCGGCCCGACGGAGGACGCCUACGGCAACGUGAUCAGCCCCGACGAGUACGAGGUGAGCAUCCGCAGCACCGACGACGAGUCCGACCUCACCGAGAACGAGCGGGAGGAGGAGUCCAUGUCGGAUGCCUGGGGACAGGCCUACAACUCGAACGGGGUGUACGGCGGUCCGCAGGGCAUUCGCCCCGGCGCAGGCAAUGGCGUACGUCGCGUGUACUGCGCGCUGUACGACUACCAGGCCCCGCAGGCUGACGGCUCGUGCCUGAGCUUCAAGGCGGGCGACGAGUUCAUUGUGGAGGACUACGUGGAGGGGAGCUGGUGUGAGGCGAUGGCAGUUGCUGGUGGCAACUACUCAUCUCACGGCCGUCGUGGUCUCGUGCCCAGCAACUUCCUUCGCCUUGCUGAGCGCGCCACGAAGCUGUAA